AUGUCUGCCCAAGCCCUAUAUAAUGCGGCCCGCGCCGCCGCUGAGGAAGCUCCGCGGAUACCGCAGCAGCUCGGCGAAACCAUGGCUUCCUCGCUCCCCUCGCUCCGCACCGUUUCCAAGCUUGCCCUCGGCGGCGCCCAGGUCCUGCUGGGCUCGGCUUCGUCGGCGCAUGCGGGCACCUCCAAGAGCUGCUCGGCCGACGGCGCCCUGUCGUGCCAGAACACCACCGCCCAGACGGACCUGUGCUGCUUCAACGCCCCCGGCGGCCAGCUCCUGUUGACCCAGUUCUGGGACACCCAGCCGGUGACGGGCCCCGUCGAUUCGUGGACCUUGCACGGUCUGUGGCCUGACCGUUGCGACGGCACGUACGACGCGUCCUGCGACUCCUCGCGAGCUUAUACGAACAUCACCGAUAUCCUGAAGGCAUUCGACGACACCGACACGCUUUCGUACAUGCAAACGUACUGGAAGGAUUACAGCGGAGACGACGAGACUUUCUGGGAGCACGAGUGGAGCAAGCAUGGCACCUGUAUCUCGACGCUAGAGCCGUCGUGCUAUACCGACUAUGAUGCGACCCAGGAAGUGCCCGAUUUCUUUGACAGGGCCGUCUCCCUGUUCAAGACUCUGCCAACCUACGAGUGGCUCUCUGCCGCGGGCAUCACGCCCUCGUCCUCCAAGACAUACACCUCGGCGGAGAUCCAGGCCGCGCUCAAGGCGAAGCACGGCCAAGAGGUGACGAUCGGCUGCAAGAGCGGUGCCUUCAACGAGGUCUGGUACCACUACAACGUUCGCGGCUCGGUUCAAAGCGGCGAGUUCGUCGCCGCCGAGCCCGACGGCACCAAGUCCAGCUGCCCGAGCAGCGGCGUCAAGUACUACCCCAAGAGCUCCGGCGGCGGCAGCACGUCGACCACGACCACGGCUACGGCUACGAAGACUACGUCCACCGCCGCCCCUACCAGCACCGGCUCCUUCUCCGGCAAGGGGAACCUCAAGGUCGCCGUCGACGGCGCGCAGAAGGGCUGCAUCAUCUCGGCCGGCGCGUGGUACACGACCGGCACUUGCGCGACCUUCACUGCCUCGGCUAGUGGCGAUGGCUUCACGCUGUCCAGCAGCAAGGGUAACUGCGGAAUCGUCGACGGCGGUCAGCUUACCUGCGGCUCGGGCGUUGGGGACGCCACCGUCUUCACGGCCGUCGACGGCGAUUUGGCGUACGACGGCAACACGGCUUUCUAUGCUGACUCGGUGCCGUCCGGGACUACGCAGGGCGCUGUCUACACGGGUGAUCACGAUGUGAAGCUCGUCAUCACGUGGGCGAGUGCAUAG
Molecule: messenger RNA, 1323 nt
Organism: Diplodia corticola
Lineage: Eukaryota; Fungi; Ascomycota; Dothideomycetes; Botryosphaeriales; Botryosphaeriaceae
Product: ribonuclease t2
Exons: 3
Coding region: 1-1323 (440 amino acids)
Biological process (GO): RNA catabolic process
Cellular component (GO): extracellular region
Molecular function (GO): RNA binding; ribonuclease T2 activity
Source: RefSeq, a predicted model, not a curated record